AUGCGGAUCACGCGCGCUGCCUCUCGGGCGACCGCCAAGCGCCGCGCGAUCGCUGCACGAGCAGCUGCGAACAGUGAUGAGCCCGUCAUCAUCGUCGGCGGAGGGAUCAACGGAUGCUCCAUCGCGUACCAGCUGUCGCUGAAGGGCCGCAAGGCGAUCGUCAUCGAGCGCUCUUCCAUCGCGGCGAGCUCGUCGGGGAAGGCUGGUGGGUUCCUGGCACGCGGGUGGGGGGACGGCGGAGUGACGCAGGCGCUGCACCGCGUCAGCUUCGACCUGCACGCCCAGCUCGCCGAGACGCUUGGAAUCGAGUCCUACCGCAAGAUCCCUGUUUUGUCGGUGCAGCCUGAGGGCGGGGGCCUGUUCCGCAUGGGCGUGGGCAGCGGCGUGCAGCCGGCGUGGCUCAGCGGCGACGGCGUGAGUGCGCGCAUGCUCGACGCGGACGGCGGUGCGCAGGUCGUGCCGCGUGAGCUGACGGAGAAGAUGUUUGCUGCGAGCGGCGCGGAGCUGGUCACAGGUGCUGCAGAGGGGCUCGAGAUGAGCGACGACGGAACGUGCGAGGGCGUGAGCGUGCGGCACGAGGACGGCAGCGUGUCGAUCGUGCGCGGCGCGCAGGUCGUCGUGGCGAUGGGGAUCUGGAGCGUGUUGCUCGAGGACUGGCUCGGGUCCGACUGGAUCAGCGUUCCCAUGGAGGGCAUCAAGUCCACGUCGCUGGUGUUCGACGGCGGCGACGCGGUGCGCCAGGAGCCGUACGCCCUGUUCACCGCCGAGGACUCCAACGGGUGCCACCUCGAAGUGUAUCCACGCCCGGACGGUACUGUUUACAUUUGCGGCAUCGGGGGCUCGGACUACGUGCGUGGGUCGCGGCUGCGCGCCGGGGGGGACUGCGAGAAGCCCGAGUACGUGCACGAGGACCCUUCGCGCGUGGCGGCGGGCACGGCGAGCUUCACGGCGAUGGCGCCGGGGAUGGCGGGGAAGGAGCCGCUGGCCCAGGCCUGUAUGCGGCCGUGCGCGUCCGACGCGCUGCCGAUGAUCGGCGGCGUGCCUGGCACCACGAACCUCUUCCUGGCGACGGCGAGCAACUGCUGGGGCAUUCUCUGGGGCCCGGUCGUGGGCCUCGCCAUGGCGGAGCUGCUCACGGAGGGGGAGUCCAAGUGCGUCGACUUGACGGCGUUCAGCCCGGGCCGCUUCAUGCGCCGCAAGACUGGGCGCGGGCGCAAGAUGGGCAGCGUGCCCACGGGCGAGCAGUGGUGA
Pedinophyceae sp. YPF-701 is the source of this 1251-nucleotide messenger RNA. Lineage: Eukaryota; Viridiplantae; Chlorophyta; Pedinophyceae. The record is from the annotation of a GenBank genome assembly.